This is a messenger RNA of Salvia splendens (bonfire salvia), 4437 nucleotides long. RefSeq names its product protein WEAK CHLOROPLAST MOVEMENT UNDER BLUE LIGHT 1. Gene Ontology annotation, biological process: chloroplast avoidance movement; chloroplast accumulation movement. The record is from RefSeq and is a predicted model, not a curated record. Gene Ontology annotation, cellular component: cytosol. NCBI's taxonomy places the organism in Eukaryota, Viridiplantae, Streptophyta, Magnoliopsida, Lamiales, Lamiaceae. The transcript has 2 exons. The coding region runs from base 1489 to 4143 and encodes 884 amino acids.
GUUUUCUCGUCAUUCAAUCAAUCAAAGACUUUUCUUGCUUCUCAUGCAAACCACAAAUUACUUGAAAAAUAAAAUAUCUAUUAGUAUUUCUAAUUUCCACAAAAUGGGCCUAUCGUUUAGCGAAUUAUGGAUGGAUCUCCUUCGUCUCUGACUAUUUGCAGAAGCAGGAUCCAUACACGUGUUCAUACUCACACCUAUAUGCUUAUUUUCUUGAUAAAAAUUUGAUCUUGGUGGGUUAUUUUUGGGGGUUGAGUGAUUUUAGGAGGGGUUGUAAUAAUUUGGAGGCUAGAAAUGAGUGUAAUUUCCUUUUUUCGAGUAAUAUUUUUGAAAUAAUUCAUAGCUUCAGCGUUUGACCUUUUGUCUCUUGUGGUUUCUGGUGAUUCUUGGUACCCUCUCUCUCUCUCUCUAGAUUUUGCUUGUUUCGUUUAUGUGAUGAUUGUGAUGCUAUUUGGUUUAUCUGUUGUGAGUGUUUUGGAUAAAUUGGGUUUGGAUUUUUGAUGUUUUUAUAUUGUUAUGGAAUUUAGAGGUUAUGGGUUGAGUUUUUUGGUUGGAUUAAUGGUGUUUGCAGUUUUGGGUUUGAAAUUAUUCAGUUGAAUGGAUUGAUUAUUGACGGGAUUUUGGAUUAUGCAUUUGCUGGUUUUGAAUUAGGAUUAUGGUGCUUUUUGAGAAAGGAGUUAAUGUUUCUGAGUUUUCAUAAUUAUUAGUAUUAGCUUCAUUUGAUUGUAGAUAUUGGGAUUUUGAUUUGUGAAGUUUCUAGUUUUGGGGGAACAUGAUUUAUUAAGGGGCAUUUUGCUAUGGCAACUUGAAAAAGUCGUAGCGGAUCCAUAACAUAAUUUUUGGGCGGAUCCGUUAUGUGGAAAUGGUUUGUAGCGUGAAGUGAACAAACGAGUAAGCAACAAGUUUUCAUACUUGCCCCUGCUUUAGUCUUUUGGCACCAAUUCAAGCUGAUAUUAUCAUACUGUUGCUUCGUUCUUGGCACGAGCAUGGAACGAAGCAUUGUAGAAUUCUUGUUGGGGUGUGGAGGCGCGUUGGUUGGGACUCUUUAGCUGGAUAAUUUUUAGAUGAUUAUAGACAUCGCGGUGUUAAGUUGGGUCAAUAAAGCAAUUUUUUUCUUGUUCUAGAAACUUAUAGAUUGAUGACGAAGUUAGGUAUUUCUUUCUCGAACAGCCGCAAUGUCCAACGCGUAGAUGGUGUUCUUGCAAUGAUACAAGCUGCAUUUUAUUGUUUAUGGAUUAAGAAAUUACAGGAUCAUUUUCAAUCUUGAUGUUAGUUCCAAAGGAAAAACCAAAACAAGUUUAUCUUCAAUCCUAUGUAUGUUCUUUUUGUUUUCAAAUGUCCAUUGCUUUCGUUUGGAUGUUGUUUAUUGUCUAUUUCUUUGUUGUUUUAGUUUGUCGAGUUCUUGAUGAACUAAUAAUGUAGAUAUCAAAGACGGCCGAGGUCAUGAAAUGGCGAUUUCGUAUCAUGAAAUGACUUAAUGCAUCGUUUACUAUGUUUGUUCAUCUCGUAUUCCCUUGCUGUUGUAUAGAUAUGGCGAUUAUUGAUAUUGAAACCAUCGCUCUUUGCCUAACACUCACCGGCUCCGUGGAUUGCAGGUGCUCGGACGAGGAAGGACCCUACCAUUGCAGGAGAAUGGAGGGCGCAAAAGUUUUGGUCGAGGGCCCACCUCCUGCGCCAGGAACUUCACCUCUGAAGGGGGACGCAGAAACCACGAGCGUUUCGCCGUUGGCUUCUAGAGAGGAUUUGGCCGAAAAUUCUCCUGACGCGGGUGGGGAAACGGGAGUGGCAGAAAAUGGGUCUGCCACGCCUGCAGACGCCCAAGACGCCACUCGCUCAGUCGAGGAGGAGACGAAUAAAGAACUUGCAGAAGUAAUCAUCCCUCAAGAUAACAAUAGCGCCAUCGCGCACGAGAACAAAGAACCAGUCGAAGCAUCUGUUCAACCGAGCACAUCAGAAGGCGAGCCGUCAGUUGCAUCAGCCGACCUCAGGAAUAUUGCGACUCCGUCACUGGUGGAUGAGCAUAUACCGACAACUCCUUCAUCACCUCAAGUGAAUAACAAUCCCACUUUCCGGCUGCCGAAAAUAGCAAUAAAAUCUAACAAGACCGAGAAAUUCCAUGACCAACCCGAGACACCUAGAACUCCUAGAACUCCUAGGACUCCUAUGACGCCUAGAACACCAAAUAGCAUCGACUUCAGUCGAGGUCAAGUUGAUACGGCAGCGCCUUUCGAAUCUGUGAAGGCUGCUGUUUCGAAGUUUGGUGGGAUCGUGGACUGGAAAGCCCACCGUGUUCAGACCGUCGAGAGGCGAAAAACCAUAGAAGAAGAACUCGAGAAAGCUCAAGUGGAGAUACCGUUAUAUAAGAAGCAAUCCGAGGAUGCUGAAGAGGCCAAACUCGCAGUUCUGAAAGAGCUAGGCAGCACUAAGAGACUUAUCGAAGAGCUGAAGCUCAAUCUCGAACGAGCACAGACAGAAGAGAAACAGGCGAAGCAGGAUUCCGAGCUUGCAAAGCUUAGGGUCGAAGAGCUGGAGCAAGGGAUUGCCGAUGAAUCCAGCUUUGCAGCCAAGGCGCAGCUUGAGGUUGCCCGAGCAAGGCAUGUGGCCGCCGUUGCAGAAGUCAAGACCGUUCGAGAAGAGCUGGAACAGCUCAGGCGGGACUAUAAUGUGUUGGAAGCCGAGAAAGAUGCAUAUGUGAAGAAGGCGGAAGAAGCUAUUUCCAAGUCGAAAGAGAUUGAGAAGUCCGUAGAGGAUUUGACAAUUGAGCUUAUCACUGCGAAAGAGUCGUUGGAAUCUGCACACGCUGCGCAUCUGGAGGCGGAGGAGCACCGAAUCGGAGCAGUUAUGGCGAAAGAACAGGACAUGCUCAACUGGGAGAAGGAGAUCAAGCAAGCUGAGGAUGAUCUCGUGAAGAUGAAAGAGCAGGCUUCGUUGUCGAAGGAUAUGCAGUCGAAGUUGGAUACUGCAACUGCGUUGCUGAGAGAUUUGAAGGCUGAAUUAGCAACGUACCUCGAAUCAGAACCGCAGGGGGAACCAGCCGGACACUUUGAAGAUGUGCUCAACGAAACGGAUAAAGCAAACCGUGGUCAAAUCGAAGCAGCUAUUUCCGCGGCUAAGAAGGAACUCGAAGAAGUGAAGCUCAAUUUCGAGAAAACGAACAACGAAGUUACCAUCUUGAAGGUGGCUGCGGCAUCGUUGCAGUCAGAGCUCGAAAAGGAGAAGGCGGAACUGACUACCAUUCAGCAAAGGGAGGGAAUGGCGUCGAUCGCAGUUGCGUCUCUAGAAGCUGAGCUGAACCGGACGAAAUCCGAAAUCGCGCUGAUUCAGCUCAGGGAGAAAGAAGACAGAGAGAGAAUGGUUGAGCUUCCAAAGAUGCUACAAAAGGCAGCACAAGAGGCUGAUCAAGCAAAGACCCUCGCCCAGGCCGCUCGCAACAAGCUCAGAAAGGCGAAGGAGGCAGCGGAAAAGGCAAAGGCGGGUGCCGGCACCAUGGAGAGCAGAUUACGUGCGGCUCAGAAGGAAAUCGAAGCGGCUAGAGCUUCCGAGAAGUUGGCACUCGCAGCUAUCAAAGCAUUGAUGGAGAGCGAGUCUACUCAAAGCAACAACGAGGAGGAUUCGCCAACCGGAGUAACACUCUCAUUGGAAGAAUACUAUGAGCUCAGCAAGAAGGCCCACGAGGCCGAGGAGGAGGCGAGCGAGCGCGUCGCUGCUGCUCUUGCAGAGAUCGAGGUAGCCAAGGAGUCCGAGAUGAACACCUUAAAGAAGCUGGAAGAAACCAACCGCGAAAUGGCCGAGCGGAAGAGCGCCUUGGAGAACGCUCUGCAGAAGGCCGAGAAGGCCAAAGAAGGGAAGCUAGGCAUCGAGCAAGAGCUGCGUAAGUGGAGGGCCGAGCAUGAGCAGAGACGGAAAGCCGGAGAUUCGGCUGCGAGCCCGGCCCAGAGGCUAGACGCCAAGAGCCACGUCAGCACAUUCAAAUCCGCGCCACUCCGUCAGGUGUCGAGCCCCGGCUCAUUCACGAGCAACACGGGAACGGAUACGUCUCCGGACGUCAAGCCAGCGAAGAAGAAGAAGAGAUCAUUCUUCCCAAGAAUAUUCAUGUUCUUGGGCAAGAAGAAGUCGUCCAAAUCGUCGCAGACGCCGCCACCGUGAUCGCGUCUCCCCCGUGUCGGAAACGCCUUCCAUGUAAGUGAGUUUUCUCCUUCGGAAACACCUUCAAAUCUGUUGUCCAUUCUUGACAAACGUCUAUAUUUGUAUAGGAGUAUUGUUUUGUGUACAAUAGGUUGCUCAGAUCAUAAAUUUCUUUUUUUUUUUUAUUUUUUCUAAUACUUGGUUGGGUUAUACAGUUUGUAAUCUUAGCUUGGUGUGGCUAUGAGGCAUUGGAUUCUGUAACGAAACUUUUCUUCUUUUUUCAUUCAUUAAUAUUUAAAGUUUUGUUUCUAUACU